UCUAUUUGUACACAUAACACAGGUAACACACAUGAUAUCUCUGGUGAAUAUUUGGGAAGUUUAAUUAGUGUUUCUUAUAUAAAGCAUAUGCCAAAUGACAAUUCUGCAUCCAGUUUAUACUGAUAUGAAAUCAUAAAUGCAUGUAAUGAUAGAAAGUUUUUGAAAACAUUGGUUACCUUGAAACUUUGAUACGCCUGUACAAAUAAAUCAAAAUGUCUAAGCCUUUGUCUGGAAAAGUAUGUAUCGUAACUGGAGCAACUAGAGGUAUUGGUAAGGGGAUAGCUCUACAACUGGGUGAGGCUGGAGCUACAGUAUAUAUAACUGGAAGGACACUUACCUCACCUAAAGAUGAUCCUGUUGGUGGCUCCCUAACAGAAACAGCUAAAGAAAUUGAGACUCGAGGUGGUAAAUGUAUUCCAGUACAGUGUGAUCAUUCUAAAGACAGCGAUGUUGAGGAAUUGUUUAGUCGUGUUGCAAAGGAACAAGAUGGACGCCUUGAUGUUCUUGUUAAUAACGCAUAUUCGGCUGUCAAGGCUUUAUCUGAUAACUUUAACAAACCGUUUUGGGAACAGCCUAUAACAAUGUGGGAUACUGUUAAUAAUGUAGGACUAAGGAAUCAUUACAUAUGUUCUGUACAUGCAGCAAGGUUAAUGACUGCAUGGAAAUCAGGUCUAAUUGUCAACAUAUCAUCUGCUGCUGGACUUAAAUACACGUUUAAUGUACCUUAUGGCAUUGGAAAAGAAGCUAAUGAUAGAAUGGCAGCAGACUGUGCUGUAGAAUUGCGGAAGAUGGAUGUUGCUUUCGUCAGUUUGUGGCCUGGUUUAGUACGAACAGAACAGGUUUUACAUUUACUGACAACCAAGGGAGAUGAAACUAUAUCAACAUCAGAAGAAACAAUGAAGCUAGAUCCUUCUAUGUUUGAAAAUGCAGAAACAACUGAAUAUUCAGGAAAAGCAAUUGUUGCCCUGGCAACAGAUUCAAAUAUUAUGAAAAAGUCUGGUCGAGUUUUCUUCACCGCAGACCUUGGCUAUGAAUAUGGAUUUAAAGACAUUAAUGGUAAAGUACCUGUAAAUCCUAGACAGUUGAACAAUGCUCUACAGUUUUUUCCAAAGACAAAAUGGAUGGCUAAAUUUGUUCCAAAUUUUGUAUAUAUUCCUAAAUGGGUGAUGGCUGCAGCUGGUAAUAAGUUUUGAUGACCAGCCAAACUCAAUUGCUACCUAGUCCUAUUUAUAGAAUAUAUAAAUGUACAGGAUUUUUACAAAUGUUGUAUUUUUCUAUUUCAUUUAUUACUUACUUUCUCUUGUUUAUUAAAACAAUAAACAAAUAUAAAUGUU
Messenger RNA from Mytilus californianus (California mussel), 1334 nucleotides. Its product is annotated as dehydrogenase/reductase SDR family member 1-like. The record is from RefSeq and is a predicted model, not a curated record. The transcript has 10 exons. The coding region runs from base 213 to 1193 and encodes 326 amino acids. NCBI's taxonomy places the organism in Eukaryota, Metazoa, Mollusca, Bivalvia, Mytilida, Mytilidae.